Messenger RNA from Mercenaria mercenaria, 642 nucleotides. RefSeq lists its product as uncharacterized. Lineage: Eukaryota; Metazoa; Mollusca; Bivalvia; Venerida; Veneridae. Bases 1 to 642 code for a protein of 213 amino acids. The record is from RefSeq and is a predicted model, not a curated record. The transcript has a single exon.
AUGCUAGUCAAAUUUUAUAUAAGGCUGAACGUAAACUACUUCAGGAACGUAUCAGGCAGUGUUUUUACUUGUAAGAAAAUUGAGAGUGAUUUAAAUCAGGUACGAAAGUUUCUGGGCGCGAACUUAACCGCCGAACUGUAUACGGAAGUGCAGGUGCUCUUCACGCAUGCGCAUGACAGAAGUUUUUCUGAAAGUAAACAUUCACAACGUGAGAAGUUUGACAAGCUUUUGGCGAACAGAAAUGGAACUGAGAAAGACGUUGACAGCACUCGAGGGAUCAACACAGACAAGUGGGUUGUUAACCUAUCCGAUCGUACCCUACAGGAGGACGCGAAGAGCGUCUUAAAACGAGGUAUGAACUUUUGUGUUACCCCUCCCACUGUACCUGUAAAUGAGAUUAUUGCUUCCACAGAGGCGGCUUGUUCACAGAUGAAUGACAAAUCGGCAGCUGAUAGUCUACGAGCUGAAGUCGUGAAAGUGCUGAGGCAAAGUAAGACCCCUAAGAGUAAUAUUUCUAGUGGUGAACGUAAGGCAUUGUACACCUUAUGCAAAGAGAAGGAUAUCGUCAUUCUACCGGCGGACAAGGGUAGGACUACUGUAGUCCUCAAUAGGUCGGAAUAUGAGAAAAAAAUGGACAGGUAA